AUGCCGGGGAUAUUGAUGAGCCUCACAUUGUCCUUGUUCAUCAUUGCGACCGCCAAGCUGCUUAUUAGGCUUACCAAUGCACUCAUCAAUGAGGCCGCUCUCGUGAACCUGCUGCUUUUCUUGUUCAUCAUGCCAGCCCUUAUUCGUGUAGUCGGCAUCUAUUUGAAACCUAAAGCUCAAGUCCUCAGCCUUGGUAUCUUGAAGUCCAGUUUAUCGUUUCUAUUUAUAGGAUCGUUACUUCUUGCCUUUGCUCCAAAUUCUCCCUUGUUAAUUGCCUCAACAAUGAUUUACGGGCUCGGGUUUGGCGCCCGCUCAGCCCUUCUAUCUCUCGCAACAUCAUGGAUUGACCUAGAACGCACCGGUACCCUGUAUAGCGCGGUAUUUCUCCUUGAACAAAUCGGUAUGCUAGCCGGUGAACCCUUGAUCCAAAAUCUACUUGGCGUUGCGGUUGGGCUGCCAGAUCCGUGGAAAGGCUUGCCGUUCAUCUGUGCCAGUGUGAGGUUUCAGCCAGCAUUACCAACCAGCAAGUUCUAUUUUGACACUCAACCACUAGUCAUUUUAUUUCAUGAGUCUCGUUUCCGCCUUUGCAAUUAG
Clonostachys byssicola is the source of this 594-nucleotide messenger RNA. The record is from the annotation of a GenBank genome assembly. Lineage: Eukaryota; Fungi; Ascomycota; Sordariomycetes; Hypocreales; Bionectriaceae.